AGAGAAGAGACAUUUGGACAUUUCUCCCCUCGUACGAAUAGAGGAGGGAGAUUCCUCCCCGGUUGACGCUCCUCGAGAAGAUGAGAAUGUAGAGGAUCGAAGAAGAGUUCGAGUGUUUCGGUGGAAGAGGAUAUAGAUUCGAAGAAGUGUUCAAUCGCGGUACUAAGAAUGACAGUACUAAGGAUGACCUCCCCGGUGACUCCUCCAUCGAGCAGUCCAGGUUCGAACGAGGCCCAGGCGCCCCAGGCGAUUUCGAAGCCUGUGCACCGAUUGAGCUUCUCCGUCGCUGCCCUGUUGGCCGACACCAAGAAGUCGGACUCAUCCAGACAGGAAACGUCCUCCGUGUCCCCAAGAUCGUCUCCCCUCGCCUCUUACUCCCCCGUCAGACACGAUCAACUGCCAAUCAACUCGCCAAACCCCACGCUGCAGAAGGUUUGUCCAGGUGAAUACAGAUCGAGAUACCUGUCACCCGCUGCCCAGGAGCACAGGUCGAGCGCUCAAUACACCACCACCACCUGUGACACCCCCAGAACCUCCCUAGACGCAAGGACGUUGACCAGGCUCCCGGAGAUCGAGGUGGACAGGUUGGAAUCUCCGACACCCCGCUCCAGAACCAUCGACUACGUAAUCCAAACGGAAAGUGGAUCCACGUCGGAAGUGAUACCCUGUUCCUCGUCCCCAAAAGUAUCGUCGUCCACGCUUGGCCAUCCAGAAUUUGGCUCUCAAUCGCCGAGAAGCAGCUCGCACGAGGGCAGGUCCAGGUGUUCGGAACCGGAGGACAUCGAGGAGGAGGACGAGAACAGUUUGGUCGACGUGGAGGAUCUGCAACAUCAUCAUCACCAUCAUCAGGGAAGCAGCCCAACGCCGGUGAGACCAACGCCGGCAUACAUCGGGGGAUUUUCCAGUUUGGGAGGCAUCUCUGGCAUUCCAACGGGGCUUCAUCCCGCCGUUUGGGGCGGAGGACAUCAGGGUGCAGCCGCGGCCGCGGCGGCGGCCGCCGCCGCCGCCGCGGCCACCGCGAGCUUCUUCCCCUCGCAUUUCUCUCAUCACGCGCCUCUAAACGAGAACGGGGAGCCGGCCAAGAUCAAGUGCAACCUGAGGAAACACAAGCCGAACCGGAAGCCGAGGACGCCUUUCACCACGCAACAAUUGCUCGCGCUCGAGAAGAAGUUCACCGAAAGGCAAUACCUGAGCGUCGCGGAGAGGGCCGAGUUCUCCUCCUCCCUGCACCUCACCGAGACCCAGGUGAAGAUCUGGUUUCAAAAUCGUCGCGCCAAGGCGAAACGCAUGCAGGAAGCGGAAAUCGAGAAGUUGCGGAUGUCGGCGGUCAGGCAGCACCACACCACGCUCUACGGCUCUCAUCCGGGACUUUUGACACCGGCCAGCCUCUACCCCGUCGGAAUGUUGUCCCAUCCAGGCCUCACGCCGCAUCACCCGAUCUCUCAGCACCCGUCCAGGGAAUGAGAGCGGCACGGGGAGAAGAAUCGGUAGUGAAUCGAUCGUUGCCUCCUUGAUUCGUUUGGAAUUGGGCCAGGCCUUUAUUCGGGCAGAUAUUUGGGGAGAAAUGUAAGAGGGAUGCAUUUAUGAGAUAUCGAGCCGGCUCUUCUGAAAUUUAUUUUUGGACCUGGAUGGAAGAACGAAGAAUGGUGGAAAAGAAGUACGUGGAAAAAUUGUUCAGGUAUUUAUCGAAGAAUGAAAUUGGUGGAGACGAGGAAGGAAGAUGGAGAAUGAAUGACAAGUGCGUUUUGGAUUUCGAAAUAAUAGCAAAAGUCUUGAGAAAUAUGAAGAAGUUUUAUCGAUUUAUCCUUCUUCGAGGCAAUCAAAAUGUGGAAAUAAAAAGAAAAAGAACGAAGAAAUUACUUUUCGGAUCGGUUUCCAGCCUCGAGUUAUUUAGGGGAAUGAAAAGAAACGUACAAGAAGAAUCGAGGAAUCCAAGACGAAUUCCAUAUUGAAUUGAUGAAAAUUAUCAACGAGAUCAAAUGGAAAGGAUGGAGUAUUUUCAUUCUAAAAAAAAGGUGUAACCAAAGUAAUUCUGAAAAAAAAAAAAAAAAAGAAGAAAACUCGAUUCCGAACUUUCUUUUUUUCAAUCACAUUCGUCGAAUAUAAUACGAAAACUCAUCCAUAAAGAGAAAGAGGGACAAGAACAAAAAGAGCAAAAUUUCGUUUCUCCAGGGGAGCACGUAUAACUUAUCCUGAAUCUGUGCCAAUAACGUUAUCGCCCGUCAUGUACAUAAAGUGUAAAUAAUCGUCGUUCACGCGUCGAGAAAAAUUCACCUGUAAAUACGAUGUUCGAUCUUUUAAACGACGAGUUUAUCGGAUCGACCCUGUUUUUUCCAAUUUUGUAUAAAUGUAAAACCGAGAAGAGUAGCAGAGUUUAUUUAAUAAACCACAGUAUAGAAGUAA
Molecule: messenger RNA, 2403 nt
Organism: Apis florea (little honeybee)
Lineage: Eukaryota; Metazoa; Arthropoda; Insecta; Hymenoptera; Apidae
Biological process (GO): embryonic morphogenesis; regulation of transcription by RNA polymerase II
Cellular component (GO): nucleus
Molecular function (GO): DNA-binding transcription factor activity, RNA polymerase II-specific; RNA polymerase II transcription regulatory region sequence-specific DNA binding
Source: RefSeq, a predicted model, not a curated record